AUUAUUUGCUUACUCGCUGUUUGCUACAAAAGUAUUAGUUAUAUAAAAUGCAUAUUUAUUUUGUUAAUUCUGCUGAAUAGCCGUGUUCAUGUAGCUUAUUUAAAGUUGACUCGGAGAGUAGAUUAAUCUUAUUUCUGCAGUAUGUGUGAUAAAAAAUUCCCUCAGAAAUUCUACUUAAAAGAACAAUCUUCUGUUCAUACUGUUAAUAAACCUUAUCCAUGCAGUGAGAGUGAUAAAUCUAGUUUAAAUAAGCACUUUGAUAUGUAUAGUGGAGAAACGAAUUAUUUAUGCAGUGUGUGCGAUAAAAAAUUCGCUAGUAAAAGUUCUUUAAAACAGCAUUAUCUUAUUCAUACUGGAGAGAAACCAUACAAAUGUAGUUUGUGUGACAAAUCUUUUUCUCGCAAAGGUUUGUUAAAAAAGCACACUCUUGUUCAUACUGGAAAAAAACCUUUUCCUUGCCAUGUAUGUGACAAAACAUUCCUACAUAAAACUAGUUUAACAAAUCAUAUUCUUAUUCAUACUGGAGAAAAUCCGUUUUCUUGCCAUGUGUGUGAUAAAUCUUUCUUUGAUCAAUAUACUUUAAAUAAACAUUUUGUAAUUCAUAGUGGAGAAAAGAAUUAUUUAUGCAGUGUGUGUGAUAAAACGUUCGCCCGUAAAAGUUAUUUAAAUCAACACUAUCUUGUCCAUACUGGAGAGAAAGCAUACUCAUGUAGUUGGUGUGACAAAUCUUUUUCUCGCAAAGCUUUGCUAAAAAGACACAUUCCUGUUCAUACUGGAGAAAAACCUUUUUCUUGCGAUGUAUGUGACAAAACAUUCUUACAUAAAAUUAGUUUGACAAGUCAUUUCCAUAUUCAUACUGGAGAAAAACCUUACUCGUGUAGUGUCUGUCAUAAAUCUUUCACUCAUCGAAGAAGUUUAGAUCGUCACUCUCUUGUUCAUACGGAUGAAAGGCCUUAUUCAUGUAGUGUGUGCGAUAAAUCUUACAAGAGUAAAGAUCAUUUAAAUAAUCAUAGUCUUGUUCAUACAGGUGAAAAACCUCAUUCAUGUAACAUAUGUGGUAAAGCUUUCGCACAGAAAUAUAAAUUAAAUCAACACUAUCGUAUACAUAGCAAUCAUGGCACAGAAAUAAAUCAUUCGCGCAGAACCAAAACUGUCUUAAAAAGACGCUCUCUGCGUCCUACUGAAAAAGAAUCAUACAAGUGCACUGUCUGUGACAAAUCUUUUGUAUACAAAUCUAGUUUAAAAGAACAUCAUUUUAUACAUACUGGAGAAAGACCUUAUUUGUGUGAUGUAUGCAAUAAAUCUUUCAGACACAAAGCUAGUUUACAGACACACUAUCUCAUGCAUGCGGGAAAGAAACGUCAUUUUUGUGAUUUGUGUGGUAAAACAUUCUUAUUAAAGGGUAAUUUAAAAACACAUUAUCUUGUGCAUAGUGGAGAAAAAAAUUAUUCAUGCAAUGUAUGUGGUAAAGCAUUUUCACAGAAAACUCAUUUAGAUGGACAUUUGCGGGUACAUACUCAAGAAAAACCUUAUACGUGCAGUAUGUGUGAUAAAUCUUUCACGCUCAGAUCUAGUUUAAAUAAACACUAUCUUAUUCAUACUGGAGAGAAUCUUUAUGUGUGAUAAAUCCUUCAGGUAUAAAGUUAGUUUAAAUAAACACUGUCUCAUUCAUGCUAUAGAGAAACCUUAUUAAUUCAUUUUGUGCAACAGAACAUUCUCAAAAAAAGUUAUUUUAAAUAAUGAGCUCAUUUAUAUUGUAAUAAAGCUUUAUUUAUGCAA
Parasteatoda tepidariorum (common house spider) is the source of this 1779-nucleotide messenger RNA. RefSeq lists its product as uncharacterized. Gene Ontology annotation, cellular component: nucleus. NCBI's taxonomy places the organism in Eukaryota, Metazoa, Arthropoda, Arachnida, Araneae, Theridiidae. The record is from RefSeq and is a predicted model, not a curated record. Gene Ontology annotation, biological process: regulation of transcription by RNA polymerase II. Gene Ontology annotation, molecular function: DNA-binding transcription activator activity, RNA polymerase II-specific; RNA polymerase II cis-regulatory region sequence-specific DNA binding.